Molecule: messenger RNA, 10020 nt
Organism: Calliphora vicina (urban bluebottle blowfly)
Lineage: Eukaryota; Metazoa; Arthropoda; Insecta; Diptera; Calliphoridae
Gene: unc80
Product: unc80, NALCN channel complex subunit
Exons: 31
Coding region: 50-9976 (3308 amino acids)
Biological process (GO): monoatomic cation homeostasis
Cellular component (GO): cation channel complex; axon
Molecular function (GO): monoatomic cation channel activity
Source: RefSeq, a predicted model, not a curated record
AGCUAAAAAUACUAACAAACAAAACGGAAUAAAAAAUAAAUAAAAUAAAAUGGUUACUACCACAACAACGAAUAACAAUAAUCAUUCAAAUAAUAACGAAGAAUUUGAUAUAGAUCAAGAUGAUGGCAUGCAGGAUUUGGGAUUACCUGUAUCGGUGCAGACAUUUCUGUGGCGACAAAUAGCGCCCUUCAUAAGACCCAAAUUGGGUAAACUACAUGAAGCCAGUUGUAUGUUUUGUCAACAUGCACCGGGACACCAUGAAUCUAAGGAAGCCUGCAAGUCGUUUGAAAAAGUUCUGGUCCAAAAUAUACAAUUUGGUUUAUCCCCACCAUUGACUAAAGCCUUGGGCGCCAUUCCAAGAUGGCGUUUGUUACAAGCUGCCCUGCCACAUGUAAUGCACUGUGUGGCGGCUUUAUUGCAUAGUCGUGUUAAGGAUAUGCAAGCCAUAGGUCAGGUUGAAACAAAACUAUUGUAUACAAUGCAGUGGAUUAUAUUGUAUGCGGCCGAGGAAUGUGCCGAUGAUGAUGGUAGGGAUGAACUAAUGAUUGAUGCUGAAUCAAAGGGAAAAUCAAUGGACCAGUAUUUAUUUUCGGUGCCCACAAUAACUUUAUUUGUUUACUUGUUUGCCCCAAUAAUACACCAUUUGAAAGAAUCGGAUUUUCAAAAUUUCCGUUUAGAAAAUGGUAUAAAAUUGUGGCAAGGAAUGUGGGAUAAUAGAGCACCAGGAGCACCCUGUUUUACAGCCCCCGUCAAACCCAAAGCCAGAAACUUAUUAUGCGCUCCCACUCCAAAAGGAUCAACAGAUGUGUUUUCAGGGCGCAAACAAUCACUUAGCCUUGAUGCCAUGUCGCCCAAAGCGGAUUCUCCUCAAAGUGGCAUUUCUGAUCACACCACCCGCCAAGACGAAGAGAGCUCUUGGGUUUCAUCGCCCAAGGAAUUUGCCUUUCCCGAAACUAUACCCGAAGAAGCUUCCAGUGUUGAAGAUGAACGUGUUGUUAUUUUUCGUUUACCUUCUGCUUCCCAUUUAAUGGACAAUUCAUUUUUUACUGCCGAUGCCAGUCUAUUGACCCAACAACAACCUCAGAGUCGUCGUGGCAGUCAUCAAUCGAUUCACUCUCGAGACAAGGAUAAGCCUUCAACGAAAUUUGAAUUCGAACAGCAAGAAUUGAUGAGAGGCGCUUCGAUGAAAGAAAAACGUAGCGCUUCAAUGGAAAGAGAAACCGAUUCAAAUAGAUCGGAAAGUGUUAAGGCCGACGUAUCAGCAGCAACAUUUCUAGAUGUGGCCGUUAUGCGUUGUCUUUUUAUAUCACAUUGGCAGGAGGAGGGUAUUUUUUGGAGUCUACAGUAUUUGUAUAAUAGAUUAAGUGAAAUUGGUGAAGAAUCAUCAAUUACAAUAAAUCAGCCACGAAAGCGCUCAAAUUCAUUGCCUAUACCACAAAUAGAAAUAUCUUUGUAUCAAGGACCCAACAGCAACAAUCGAGACAGUCCCAGUAGUUCUAUAAACAAAGACUACAUCGAAAUACCAGAACCAUCCAUAACAACCUGUUUAGUAGAAGAAUCCAGUCCUACGGCCGAAAGACGUGGCAGCGAAAAGAAGAAACGUGUUAAAAUGUCCGACCUGAGGGCAUUUGUUGAGACGAAAAUGUUUUCGAAAUCGGAGAAAAAUUUGGAAAAAGUAGGGCUAGAUACAGUUUCAGCUAACGGCAAGAGACCACUGCAACAUGCAGAAUUGCAUCGUAGUUUGGAUACUGGUGAGAAGAAGUUAUCACGUUCAGCUUCUAUGAUAACACGAGAACCAGCCAGUAAUUUAAUAAAGGGCAAAUCUAUGCCUAGUUUAAGAUAUGUAGAACCGCCCAAGGUUAUGAGGUCUUCACAGUCGUCCGGUCAACGAACAGCAUUUUAUCCCAGAAAUCCUAUAAUAACAGUUACGGAACAUACACCAACCCCCUCUCCGGAUUAUUUGAAGAGACAGGGUUCUAUUGAUUCCCAAUUGGAUGCAUUAAGCAAUGGUGGCAGUAUUGGUGGUUUAGGAGGUAACGGAAUCAAUGGCAGUAUGGCCGGCGUAGCCGGUACUUGUAGUAUUGGUUCACGCAUACGCGGUCAAAUGCUGCGAUCCCAUACUGACUCUCACAUCGAUUAUACAGGAGUCGAUGAAUCAGAAGCUCCCGGUUCAUCCUUUUAUAUUACAAGGGAUGGUGGCAUAGAUUAUGAAAUUGUAUUGCUAGCGGUAUUGAAUGUAUUUAAAAGAGACUUGACAGUGGUUUCUCUGAGAGUUUUAGAAGCUGGCUUAAAUAUUUGUGAGCUCUUGCUGGAAAUGGGUGUUUUAAAAUUGGGUGAACAUGCUCAUGAAAUUUCUAUGGGCAUUAUUAAAAGAGCUUUGCAAGUACUAGGAUGUCCAAAUGGCUGUAAUGAUGGCGUACGUGGAGCACCAGCUGAUUUUUUAAGAAAUCAAUGCCAAAAAAUACUCUCACGUCUUUUGAGUCAUGCCAGUCAUCGUACAAAACGCUAUUUACAGGAAAUGGUAAAAACUGCAGCGUUACAGGAGCUGGUGGAUUUUUUCCAUGCUUUUUGUGCAUUUUGCGUGGAUCCAAGUUCUUUACUUUCACCUCUAAAUCAUAAGCGCACGAGUGCCUUUAAAAAUCUUAACUCGGAUAUUGGCAAUGGUGUAUCAUCAUCAGGCGGACAAGGUGGCUACUCGACAAAUUUCAGUGGAGGUCUAAGCGGUGGUCCGGAAGCUCAAGUAAUAGCAGCCGUAUUCAAGCCAUUGGUAACACGUUUCGUGAAUGCCUCUAAGGAUCUGAAGACAGUGGAAAAUGUGGCCUUAUAUGGAGACAUACGUCAGUUAGUUACAUAUGUGAAAGGAGCACAUGGUGGACCAUUUCGGUUGGUGGCUUUAAGUGGUAUUCUGGCAGUAACACCGCGACCACAUAAAAAAGGUCCAGCAGCACAAACAACUCGUGUAAUAAGACAUAUUCCUCAAGCCGAUGUAGCGCAAAGUAUACAAAACGAUGAUAAUCGUUCGCAAAGACGUUUACUCUUGAAAAAACGCAGCACUUCAUCUGCAUGUGCAGUGAGUCUUCUAGAAACUGAGCCAUGUGACGAGCAUUAUAAGACCAGUCAAUCGCCAUUGAGUAAUUUCCGACGACGUACUACCGGUGUACGACCAACAUUAACGCCCAGACAUAGUGAGCGGCAACUGUUAUCAGACUCAACCUCAAGUUCUGAACGUAAUUCGUUGGGACGUUUAAGUGGUUUAGUGCGUUGGUUCAAAGGAGCUCCCAAAGAAGGUUCAUCUAUUGACCUGGAAAUUGGUUCAUUAAAUCCAGAAAUGUCCACAACUUUUGUAAGGCAUCCUUCCUUGAAAAUACAAAGAGGUAGAUCCAGUGAUGGUAUAGGUCGAUCCAUACAAAGAGCAAAACGUAGAGUUGAAAGAAGACUAAAUCGUUUCGGUGGCAUAGUGAAAGGCAAGAAAAAACAAGGUGGCAUAGAAGAAACAGCUGACUACAGUCGUCGCAGUUCAUCCGAUAUGUGUGAUGGACCCAGGGAAUCAGAGGUGGUUGUCUUAAAGGAACGAAAACUUAUACCUUUGGAACCAGUUAGAUUAGGAAUGUUACGUUUGUCAUUUUUGUUGGAAACCUGUGCACCAGGCACAUUUCCAGAUCCCCAAUUGGUGGCAGCUGUAUUGGAUUUGCCUCAAGCACCUUUAGUAACGCGUGCUACAUUUCUAUUGGAGUGUGCCCAUUUCGUUCAUUUAUGCAACAAAGGUCAAUGGCCUGCUUGGAUGAAGCAGAAUAUAUCCGGUUAUCGUCCAUCGGGCGCCAACAUAAGUGCAAAUCAAAUCAAGCAACAAAUGAGCACUACUAGUACUAGACGUACUCAUAUAUUGCAAAGGGCUGCUGGUAAAAUGUUUCAUCAGUGGGCGGAAAUGUUAGGUGCACGUCUGGAAGAAAUACUUUUCACCGAGCGUCUACAAUAUGAAGCUGUUAAUGCCAGUUUAACGGAUCCCGAGAAACAACGAGAACUUUUACAACAAGACGAAGAAGAGGAUUUCUUAGAUGAAACCUCUGUUAAUCCCCAUGGCAACGAUUGUCCACAUGCUUUAAAAUUGAUUGCAUGCGUAUUACUUUUCGAAAUAACCGCAUUUUUGCGUGAUAUUUAUGUGACUUUACCGAAAGCAUCGAAACUACUACACAAAGAUAAACCGGCACCUUGGGAAAAGGUCUAUAGGGAGGCAAAUCGUAGAUGGUCCAUGGCUUUGAGCUCAAUGGGUCAUUCGCAGACAUCAGCGCAGAGUUUACAAUCCAUUGCGGCGGGAAAUGAUGUGGCAGUUGGCCAAACGGAAAGAAAAAUAUCGUUUGUUUUACAUGAACCGGACAAUGAGUCGGAAAACAGCAGUAACACAACGUUGACAAAAGAAGGCGAAGAAGCUCGUCGUCCUAUAGCAUCAGCAGUCAGACCGUUUUUAUCCCGUCGUGGUACUGCCACUACCACAGGAGGAUCUUUUAAGCGCAGAUCAUUAAAAUUACGACGCAACACCAAAGAUGGCAAAGAUAUGGAAGCUGAUUUUAAACGAGUAGAUUCUAUACAAUCGAGACGUAAAGUAUCUUCCCUAUCGGAUCGUAGCGAUACAUCUGAACAAGGUGUAGCCAGUGGCGGGGAAGAAGAACACGGCUCACCGGGAAUACUCAGUGAUGACCAACAGCCAGAAUCUCCCACAGAUUCUAAUGAAACUGAUGAUACCGCCAAAAAUAUGCCAUGGCUGAAGGCUGUUAUUGAUUUGAUUGGAAGUUAUAAUUACUAUUGUACCCAUAAGGGUUAUUGUCACCCCUAUUGUUAUAAGAGACAUAUGCGUGCGUGCACACGUUUGGUAAAAGCAACAAGAAAGGUCUAUGGCGAAGAAUUUGGUUUUACAUUCGAUUCCGAUCAUCCAAAUUUGGAACCAACCGUUAUAUCAUCGGCUAAAGCCCAUCAACAACGACCUAGAUCGGCACGCAAAGUUUCCGAACAAAGUUCUACGCAAACAUCGCCGUCCAAGCGAAAGGAUAGUCUCUCACGUAAAGAUCGCAUUAGUGAUGAUCCCGAUUUGGAAAUGGCUGAAAAGUUAGCGAAAGCUUUUCGACAGGAAAAAGAGAAGAAAGAACAAGAAGAACCGCCUAUGUUGAAAUUUUUACGUUUUCACAUACGAAAUCUUUUUCAUUUUCCUUUUGCCACAAUGUUAAAAGGAGCCGUUAUCUUAACAGAGGAAAUGGUUAUAGAGGCUAUGCCGGCAGCUUGGGAAUUAUUGCUGGAACCUAAUCAGGAUACGGCAGCAUCAAGUGCUGCGGUAUUUUUAAUGGGUUCCGUUAAGGCACAAAACUAUGCUUUUGAUAUUAUGCAGAGAGCUUUGAAGAAUAAAGAUCCAGAUGUACGAAUUGGGGCCAUACAAAGAUAUUUAAUAUUGUGGAAGAAUCGUUUCCAUGUCUGGCCCCGCAUGGAGGAAAAUGCUCAUGAUGUUACUUUCAAAGUACCACCUGGUGGCAUAGAGUUUACAUUACCAUCUCCGAAAAUAGGCAUAGAAAGUCUGCCAGUCGUGGAUCCGCCAUGGAUGCCAGUGCAACAAACUAAAGAUAUGGAUGUUACACUUAAUCAAGAUCGUCAUCCUUUUCUAGUUACUGCAACUAAAAGUCGUAAAAUGCAACAAACUGAAGCCAUACGCAAUGCCUUGCGUCAACAGAGAGACAAACAAAGAGCAGAGCGCCAUAGUUUCCUGAUUACUACCAUACCGAUAAGCCAGCAAGCCUCCCAUGAACCGGGUAUGGAGCAUGAAGAUCAUGAAGGCGAAGAAGAAAUCGACGGUACGCGUAUAUCUUCGCAUUUACACCAUGCCCAUUCUUUGUUUCCUUCGGUUUUGUGUUCUUCUGUGAUGCAAAUUGUUGGCUGUCUAGACGAUGCAGCUAUUGGUACCGAUGGCAAUGCAGUUUAUGAAGUGGCUUAUCAAGUUAUAUGGGUUUGUUUGGUGGAGGAAUCGGCUUUAUUUUUGCGUUAUGUAUUUGAGAGACUAACUAGAGAUCGUCAAGAUCAAAUGUUUAAGUUAUUGAGACACCUUAUACGUUUUGUUCCGAGAUUGCCGCAACAGGCAGCAUUUGCUUUAUACAACUCUAUUAUUGGUUACAUCAUGUUCUAUGUAAGAUCUUCCAAUGAACUCAAACAAGAACUUGUUGGUUCGGCUUUGUCGGUACUGUGGAUGGUUGUUCAUAGUGUGCAUGGCAUCAUGUUUAAGGACUUGAAGCAAAUUUUACGCAAAGAACAGUGCGAUGCUUCAAUUUUAUUAACUGCUAAUGUUCCAGCAGCUAAGAAAAUUGUUGUACAUGGUCCAACAGAUGACGAUUGUAAUAUACCAUCUCAGUUUCCGGUCCAAGAAGAUACAUUGUUCUGUCAGCUAUUAAAGGAAGCUUUAGAUUAUUACCCAGUUGAUGAAAAGUAUAUAAAUAAUUAUUGUUUGGUGGAUUACAAAAGCAACAAAAUUCUAAAUCCCAACUGGUAUAUUCGCGACUUGUAUUUCUUCAAGAGAUCACAAUAUCCCGAAGUACGAUUGGUGUUACUUAAACCAGAUGAAUCAUUUUUGGCCUUACAAAAACAGGAGUUAACGAAAAAAUUUGUAGAAAUUGGUAAAGUCCACUUAACUUGGGCGAUUUUAAAGAAUGUGGACAUGGUAGUGCAAAGAGUAGUGUUUUUGCAUGAGGAACUUAUGAAGUUGCCUUCAUUUCCUCGAAAAGCUCUUGAAGUUGAUUUGGAUUUACAUCAGGGAGGAGAAUAUGGCAAAGUGUUGUUGGGAUUGGAUGUAUUACAUAAAUUUAUGUGGGUCCGCUUGAUAGCUCGCAUGUUUGAGGCAAUGGCAGGCAAUUUUGCUUAUUCGGCCGAUAUACAACUGUUCUUAAAUGUUUUGUCUGGGGCCGCAUUCCUUCAUGCAGAAGAUUCUUGUAUAAUGCGUUAUGUAAUGGCAACUUAUAUUAAUGCGGCCUUCAAUUUUAAAAAUAUUUUCUCUACUAAUGGUUAUUUUAUGAUUAUGCCCACAUUGCUGCAAAUAUAUUCGUUGCAUCAAACAAACAAGUUGAUUACUACAACAAUAGAAUAUGCUGUCAAACAAUUUUAUUUGUUAAAUCGCAAGCCUUUUAUAUUGCAAAUGUUUGGUUCCGUAUCAGCUAUAUUGGAUACCGAUGAAGAUGGUAUUUAUGGAGAAGCUCAUAAGGUGCAAUCCAGUUGCUUAUUUAAUCUGUUACUAAGUUUAGAGGAUCCUUCACCCGAUCCUUUAAAUAUUGGAGAAUUGGUCAAAGAACCAAAACCUUUGAAAGCUAUAGAUUUUUGUUAUCACGAUGAAGAUGGUGAUGUUACUGUAUUGGAUUGUAUAACACUCUGUGUAAUGGUAGUAUCCUAUUCUGCAGAAAGUACUAGAGGUUAUCAAAUGCUGAUUAUCCUAGAGGCGAUAUUACCUUGCUAUCUGCAACAAAUACAAUCUCCUAGCUAUAUACCUCUGCAAGGGAAAUCGGAACGUGAUAUUAUCCUGCAAUUGGCAGUAGCGAUACGUACCAUGGUACAUAAUUGCGAAGGUUUAGCUAAGAGCUACAAUGGUCCCUAUCGAAAUAGUCCUGAGCAUAAAGGUUCUUCACAGCGAAACUGCAGUCGAGGGCCUCCAUGUUCUCCAGGGCUAGAUUUUGAAGAAGAAUCUCAUUCAAAAUAUAUAACUGAUCCACGCACUAAAAAUGUUAUGGAUUCGGGAGAAGACUCGGAAAUGAUACGUACAGAGUAUCGUAGACCUAGAGAUGUUUUACUUUCGGUGGUAGGGGACUUCUUAAGUAAAUCUACAACGCGUUUGCAGGAACUUUCCAAGAAAUUGCCAAAAGAUGAGAGCAAGGCUACAGAGGUUUUAGAUGCAAAAUGUCAUAUUAGAUUGGCAGAUAUAGCGCAUUCUUUGCUCAAAGUUUCUCCCUAUGACCCGGAAUCAAUGGCUUGUCGUGGUCUUCAAAGGUAUAUGCAGGCAGUUUUACCACGAGCCGACUGGUCUAAUGAUACUUUACGUAAUGCUCUAGUUACCAUACUGAGAAGAAUCGACAAGGUUUUCCUUAAAAUAUCUAAGAAACCCUCUAUACGUCGUAACACCGAUUGGGAAGCGGCAGCUGGUUUAUUAAAAGGAAUUCACGAAACCAUAGUCAGGCAUCCAUAUGUCUUGCAUUGGCAACAAAUGAAGACUUUGAUUGGUACUGUGCAAAAUCUUAUUGUUAACGAACCGGGUUCCUCGGCUCCUGAGGGUGUAUCAAGUGCAGGCGCAGCUCUUAUGUCUCAGAAUCCGCCGGCCUUCUUCUGCUCCACUGUGGUGCGUUUGGUUGCAUUACAAGUUGUCAGCCCAGUAGAUUGUUUUUCUUUGGUUCAGAUCUGUGGUGGUAGUGCAGAGUUUGCCACCCAGGAGAAGGCCGAAGGAUAUCUAAUGCAUUUGAUAAUGCCCUUGUGCUUGAAAGUAUGUUCCGGUCGUGGUGUAUCCGACGUGGGAGAAUUAAAGAUGACCGAUGUAAGUUAUUUACUUACUGCAGUACUAAACGCAAUGAGUCCACCUGCUGGCAGAACGGGACAAGCCGUUUCCCAAAUAAACCGUGUUGGCGGUGAUCUAAGAACUGGUUCGUUAACUUUUACCGGCAGUAGAGAUGCAAAGAGACCUGCCCGAAUUGCUGGUUCUUUAUAUCAAGCGGCAUUUCUUGCUCUAAGGAUUGUUUGUAUAUGUUUUGAGAAUCGUUUAUCCACCGAGUGGCCCAGGAUUGUAAGGGUUAUGAGAGAUUUAGGCAGAAGAAACGAAGCGGCUCCAGAUUUGUGGAGUUUCCUAGAGUUUGUAGUUACCCACAGAACGCCUUUGUAUAUUGUACUAAUGCCAUUUAUUUUACAUAAGAUAUCUCAGCCACCCAUUGGUGACCAUGAAAGACACAUGCAAUUUAUUAUUAGGGAACGAUUAAGAGGUACACCACCUCAAGGUGGUAUUAAGUCUAAGGGAGCAUUAUUGCUAGAAUUAGCCAGAGAACUGAGAGACUUGCGGGAUGAACUUGAAGAAAAACGCUAUGAUCGCGAAAGUUCUGAUUUGAAGAAGAGUGAUACACCAGCUGCAACAAGUGGAACAGAUGGUCAUAACAAAUCACAACAAAGACCUUCCUUAAUUUCUAUAUUUACAGGUACCACUACAGGUCAGGCUACGCACUCUCAUAUUUCAGCGGUUCCCAUUGAUUCUAGAAGUGGCUCCGGUGGCAUUUGUACACCUAGUGACACACUCUCUCAACAAACCCUACACCCACCUAGAGAAUCUUUAUCUAGUAGCUCCACUGGCCGUGACCAUCAUACAACAAGCGAAAGUCAUAGUGGUGAACAAGCAGUUGGAUCAGCUCCUACAUUGAUGGGGGCUUCAGGAUCUGGUGGCGUGGUAUCUAGUCAAGGAACUAGUUCUGCUACUAUAGCUACAGCACUACCAUCAGGGGUCACCUCGCAUCUUUCGCAUUCGCAAAGUUUACAACAGGCACCUUUUAAGGCCCAACCACCUAAAUUACGUUUUGUAUCCUCUGUAGAAUUUAGGCACUCUUCUGGAGAGACUUCAACAACACCUUUAUCACCGGAAAGUCCAGCCGAAGACAGUUCAGGUGAUCAUACAAGAUCGCGUUUGCAAAGAACAAAGGCAGCCAGCAGAAAAACGUUCCGUUUAAGAAAACGUGGGCUAACACCAAUGGAACCACCCAGUAUAGUUACUGCAUUGUCACAGGAAGAACAUCCUAAGCCUAUAGGUGAAAUAUCGUGGGAUUCAGUAUCACAAACAUCUUCAACAUCGGGAUACCGUGAUACCAACAGCUUACAGACAGGCCUAUUAUCACCGGAUGGUUCAUUAGGAGGAUUGACUUUGGGGCGCUCACCCUCGCAGCAUUCCUUGUUAAUGGUGUAUGAGGGACAAGAUGAAGACACGCUUAUAUAACAAUCACAGUUUAACUCGGAAAACUAGAGACAAAGUAGCGAUUA